Messenger RNA from Syngnathoides biaculeatus (alligator pipefish), 2637 nucleotides. It is a transcript of the gene pmp22b, whose product is annotated as peripheral myelin protein 22b. Gene Ontology annotation, cellular component: plasma membrane. The coding region runs from base 167 to 640 and encodes 157 amino acids. NCBI's taxonomy places the organism in Eukaryota, Metazoa, Chordata, Actinopteri, Syngnathiformes, Syngnathidae. The record is from RefSeq and is a predicted model, not a curated record. The transcript has 5 exons.
AGACUUUAUAAGAGGCGGCCCGCUGUCUGCUCGCCGUCACACGCAGCAGCUCGAGGACAACACUCGCUCCUUCUACUCGUUUGGACACAAACUUAUUACUGCUUUUUUUCCCCCGCCUCCCUCUAGGAAUACACGCUCGCUUCUCCAGACUUCUUCUCUCGCCAAGAUGCUGCUGCUUCUCCUGGGCAUCGUCCUCCUGCACGUCGCCGCUCUGGUGCUCCUCUUCGUCUCCACCAUCGUCAGCGUGUGGACCUCGAGUGACACCGGAACCUCGGACCUGUGGACCAACUGCUCCAUCGCCAAUGGAGGCUACCGCUGCGACGGCGCCUCCACUGGAGAAUGGAUCCAGGCGGUCCAGGCCCUCAUGAUCCUGUCCAUCAUCUUCAGCUGCCUGGCUCUCUUUCUUUUCUUCUGCCAGCUCUUCACGCUGCAGAAGGGCGGACGCUUCUUCAUCACUGGAACCUUCCAGAUCCUUGCCAGUCUGUUUGUGAUGAGCGGUGCCAUCAUCUACACGGUGAUGAGCCCUGAAUGGGUGCCCGAGACGGAUGCCUUCGGCUAUUCCUACAUCCUGGCGUGGGUGGCCUUCCCGUUGGCGUUGAUCAGCGGCCUUAUCUACGUCAUCUUGAGGAAGCGAGAAUGAGCGUUGCCAUCGCCACAACUGCGCUGACGUCAUCCCCCCCCCCCCCCAGCUACGCCGCCACUCGCCGACGCCCCCGUGCAAACCGACCGUGUCUCUGUUUCAAGAUGUAUAUAGUAUCUAUGGUUUAAAACCUAUUUAUAAUGUAACACUUUUACAUACGUGUACAUAGUUUUUGUGUUGCUCUGUCACGUGAGCUUGUUUAGCUUAAGUGCCUCCGCGUUUUGUUUUUUUUUGCCAAAUAAUUAACAGAUGAGUACAUUAACCAAAGUGCAUGUUUAAAAACAAACAAGGAUUAGCAAAUUGUUUUGUGCGUGUUUAGUUUGAAAUUAAGAGUGGUAAGCAAGCCAGGAUAAAAAAAAAAAAACAACAAGCUAUUAGAGCUGGUCCUUUUUUUCUAUGUGAGGUUUUUAUAUUUCUUUUCGACAAAAACAAAAGAUGGUGCUAUUAUUCUAUUAUAAAUAUUUAUCAUUCCUCUUUCAUCACGCCGUUCGUGGGUCGGUUGGUGGAUGUCGGAUUUCAAAUCCAUUCAGUCAUUUGGACUAUCAGUAUUAAGUAGAAUAGUACAAAAAGAUAUACUCUGCAGCUUGCGCUUUGCAGCUUUGUCAUUUGCUUAUGUUUUUUUUUUUUGUUCGUUUUCCAGAGCGGCUAUACCACUUUGUAUUUAUGACUAUUAACCGCAUAUGCAAAUGAGAUGAAAACGAGGCCGAGGCGACGAGGAGGCGGCCCCGCGCAUACUUGAACUCCGCCGCACAACGUCGUCGUGUAGUAAAGUUGUGCGUGACGAACAGGCGCACACGCCUUAACGCCAUUGAAAAUACAAACUCACGAUUAGCGAGCAAGCGCUGAUAUAUUCCGCCAAGAAAAGGGACUGAAGUCGCACUAAUUACUUGAUGCAUGUGGAAUGAAACAGAUGUCGCACGUAAACGAAACACGCACACACACAUGAACACACAUGAACAUACAAACACUACCAGGGCUGCAAACGUGAAAAUAAAAGCUAAUUUUGAACCAUUUGCAUUGUAUUAAUCUGUGAGCUGAUUAUAUACUGUACAACAAAGCUGCCAGCACUAUCAAGCACUAAGCGGCAGCCAUCUUGCAUUUAUACAUACACGUGUAUUGUAUUGUAUAAUGUCCAGUGUGGGUCCAGUCAGAAGAGACGUCGCGCUCUGAUGAUGACUGCCCAGCCAUUUUGCCGCGAGUGCUUUGUGUGUGCGUGCAUUGUCUGAUGUUUACACGCGUGUGUAGCGCUCGCCGUGUUACCAAAGCUAACUGUGACUUAUAGCGUAACUAUUAAAGAGGACCUCUCUGACCACCCAAAACCUUUGGCUUUCAUCUCCCUCCCCCCACACGUAAUAUAUCACAUUGACAUAUUGUGUAUUGAUGCAAUACAGCACAGGUUUCCAACUCAAGGCCCGGGGUCCAGAUCCGGCCCGCCACACGAUUGUAUGUGGCCCGCGGAGGCAAAUCAUGUAUCAACUUCCAUGAUUUUUGUUCGAAUCUGUCCCAAAAUUUCAAAUUGGCACGUCAUAAAUGAUAACGUUGCACUAUUACACCCAUUUUUCUGUUACCAAACAACAAUAGUUGAAAAACCCAUUACCCUUGAUUUCUGAUUCCAAAACUAGUGCAUAAACUUCAUGUGUAAAAAUGAUGAGGCGGCUAAAGAUUUUUAUGGUUUCACAGUCAUAAUGGCCCUCUGAGGGAAACGCUGAGUAAAAUGUGGCCAAAAAUUAAACUUAAAAUGAGUUUGACACCCCUGCAGUACAGUAUCAAUACACAGGCGUCAAAUAUUGACAGUGAAAAUAUGCAUGUUUGCUAAAUAAUUGCAAAUUUGAAUAGAUGACAGAUUGUGUCACCAGCUUGGAUUUUUUUUUUUUUAAAGACAACCCGUCAUUAGCUAGUAUUUAUGAUACCAUCUCGUAUCAUUACCGUGAUACUUUUGUCAAAUUAAACAGUUAUGAUUAAAUAUUACUGUCUUUGUUAUUAUGGCAUUUUCCACA